UGAUCGAACAGUUGAGCGUGUUCCUGGGUAAAGUUCCAUGUAUUUAAAAUCACGAAAUGGAAGGAGUUAUUUCAAUGACUUAUAAUGAAAUAGGAAUUGCGAUUUUUUUUCCUGCACUUCUCAGGAAAAUGUGUUAGUCAUCUGAUGCACAAAAGUGUGACGACUUCUGUCAGUCAGUGAACUUAUAGGAGUACACUCGAAGGACUUGUCAACGACAAUCAGAUCAGAUGAGAGACAUAAAAAAAUAAUUGAUUAAGAGACUAAAUGAUUAUGAUUUCUUUGAAUAUUGGGCAUUUUGAGUGAUUAAAUGAAAAUGAAGAUAUCUAUAUUGACUAUUGUCUUCCUCGUCUCCAUUGUUAUGCUCUCUAUUUUUGUUGCAAAUGUAGCCAAUUUAAUUGCAACUGAUAGUGAUGAAGAGAUGAUUCAAAGGCCCAAAGGAGAGGAACCCCGAAAGUAUAACAUUGGGGAUAAAAUGGACAACCUCAUGUGGUUUUUACAGAUAUCCGACAUCCACAUUAGCAUUUUUAAGGACCCCUCUAGAAUAACCGAAUUGAAGGAGUUCUGCGAUGUAACUGUUGAUGCAUUCAAUCCGCCGGUAGUACUAGCCUCUGGUGACUUGACUGACGCGAAAAAGAAAGAUGCUAUGGGCUCUAAACAAGUAUUGGAUGAAUGGAAACAUUAUAAAAGAGUUCUGGAUGAAUCUGGAGUACUCAAGAGGACUACUUGGCUUGAUGUCAGAGGGAAUCAUGAUAACUUCAAUGUUCUCAACUUGAAAUCCUCCGAGAACUACUACUUGAACUAUUCAGUCCAAGGAAAAUAUCAUCCACGUUCAUAUUUGCACCACAUAAAUCAUAAGUCGGAGAAAUAUUCGUUUAUAGCGAUUGACGCUUGCUUGGAGCCUGGACCUAAACGUCCCUUCAAUUUUGUGGGCUUCCUCGAUGAGCCAGAGAUAGACAAGAUAAAGAAACUAGCACAACACUCCAAGGAACUUGGUAGUGACUAUAUCAUCUGGUUCGGGCAUUAUCCAACAUCCUGCAUCCUCUCACAAUGUGAUAAUGGUCUGAGAGAGAUUAUGGCUGAACAUAGAGAGGGAAUGGUCUACCUUUGUGGACAUUACCAUACCCUAGGAGGAAUUGCCCCUCAGAUGUACACAUUGCAACGAGGGGGAUACCUAGAGCUAGAACUUGCUGAUUGGAAGGACAAUAGGAUGUACCGAAUAGGAGUAAUUGAUCAUGGACAAUUCUCAUUCAGUGAUAAUCAGCAUAACGACUGGCCUGUUGCUCUCAUCACGAACCCAAAACAUAUAUUAUUUUCGAUGCCCCAAAGGGAAAAUAUCAAAUCGAUCAUCGAGUCCACGCAUAUGAGAAUCUUGGCGUUCUCUACAGUUCCCAUCAAGGCAGUUAGUGUCAGAAUUGACGAUGAAAAAUGGGUUCAGUGUAGAAAAGUUGAGGGAUCUCUUUAUGUGGCGACAUGGAAUGCUUCGCGAUACUUAAAGGGGAUUCAUAGUAUCAAAACCCGAGUUGUGGAUGAGCUAAAUAGGAAAAAAGAGGUGGCACAAAUGUUCGCUCUAGAUGGGUCGAGGAUGUCCUUCAAGUUACUUCCGAGGUUCCUGCUGAUGUCUGAUGCUAGCAAAAUAAAGUAGUCUUUAUAUGAGAUCUAUGCCAGUUCACGUCUUCGCUCUCUUUUG
Fopius arisanus is the source of this 1687-nucleotide messenger RNA. Its product is annotated as transmembrane protein 62-like. Bases 308 to 1642 code for a protein of 444 amino acids. The record is from RefSeq and is a predicted model, not a curated record. The transcript is spliced from 4 exons. NCBI's taxonomy places the organism in Eukaryota, Metazoa, Arthropoda, Insecta, Hymenoptera, Braconidae. Gene Ontology annotation, molecular function: hydrolase activity.